Colias croceus (clouded yellow) is the source of this 6519-nucleotide messenger RNA. RefSeq names its product protein BCL9 homolog (gene lgs). The coding region runs from base 569 to 4597 and encodes 1342 amino acids. The record is from RefSeq and is a predicted model, not a curated record. NCBI's taxonomy places the organism in Eukaryota, Metazoa, Arthropoda, Insecta, Lepidoptera, Pieridae. The transcript is spliced from 20 exons.
UUGGCUAUUUGUGGAUUCUGGAUCUCGUCUCGUCGAUGUACCAUAAACAAAAAUGUCAGCGAUCCCGAUUUUUUGUUUCGCGCUGCAUACCCCUCGAUAAACCUUAAUUAGAUCACUUGAAUGAUAUUAAUUAAAGUAAGACGCUUUCUCCGGAGGUGUUAUAUUGUCGAAACGGCGUGCCCAUAGCAAUAAAUCGGCCAUAAUAAACGUGCGUUUAAUGUGCUUCGCGCCUGUCUACACCCGAUCUAUCUCAUUGUUUAUGUAUGGAGAGUAAACCUGGAAUUUUAAUAGCGUAAUGCGGAGUAAUAUUAUUUAAAACAAAUAACUUGGAUAUAACAAGCAUAUCGCUUGGCCGGUUGGAAAGGUACCGAGAAUUGUCGCGCGUCUAGCUGUCGCCAAGGUUUCAUUAGAUUCUCUAUUAAUAAUAAUCUUUCGAUCGUACGCUGCAGUAAAAUGAUAUUCUUGAGGUGAAGUGCCACUUGGUUAAUUUGUGGGAUAUGUGCCAAUUAUUACGCCAGUGACGACAGGUCCGCGAAAAAUUUUCAAGUUGGCGAAGGCACGUAGGGGUAUGAUUAAGGAGAAGGAGAAGGGCGGAGGUGCCCGCCUGAAAGAUGAGCCCAAUGAUCCCACAGAACCAGGGCAUGGCUCCAGACCGCCGUCCGCGUCGUUGCCCACGCCGGCAGCCCUAAAAAAGGAGCCGGAUGAAGCACCACACAGGGUCAAAUUGGAGCCCCACAGUCAGGGAAGCGCGGAGGACUCUGCCGGUGACCUCGGUGUGGACGGGAUUAAAACUGAAAUUGAUGGCCUCAUGGAUAGCGAUGGUGACCCCACAAAAUCCCCACAGUGUGAGCUGGGGGGCCCAGGCUCUCUAAAGUCAGAGCGUCUGUCUUCAGACUCCAAUGAUAUUAUAGAUCCACAAACUGGCCUCAGAAAUAACCCUGGAAAUAUACAAGAUGGCAAUCAAAAUUGUCGCAACCCGAACGGGCCCGACAACAUGGGGUCGUGUCGCAUGGGCGGAGGCCCUAUGGGGCCCGGCGUGUCGAUGGGCCCUAUGUCGAGCGAGGCCCAGACUUUGCCCUCCAACGUUAUUAGCAAGCAGUCGGGAAGCAUGGAGCAGCAAAGUCAAAUAUUCGUGUUCUCGACGAUGCUCGCGAACAAAGCGGCGGAGGCGGUGAUAUCGGGGCAGAAUCAUUCCAUUAUCGCCUAUCAUUGUGCACAGCCUAACACGAAGAAGUAUCUUGAGAAACAUCCACUAAAAAUCGGCCAGUUUAACAAACAAAACCCCGCGCAGUGGUUGAACAACCUCGCCAUGGCGAAGCGAGGUGGUAUGCGCGGCGGUCCAAACAUGAUGGGCGGGCCCAACCAAAUGGGCCACAUGAUGGGCGGCCCCAUGGGGCCCAACAUGGGGCCGAUAGGGCACGGCGGCAUGGGGCAUAUGGGCGGCCCCAACAUGAUGGGGCCCAGCCGCAUGGGGGGCCCCGGCAACCAGAUGAUGAUGAUGAAGGGCGGGCCCGGGCAGAUGGGGCAGAUGGGCCCCGGCAUGGGCCCCAUGGAUGGGUUUCCAGGGGGCACCCCGUCCUGCGGUGUCAUGGACGGCCUCGGUGCUGAUGGUGAAAUGCCCUGGGACACCAAAAACCCCUCCGUAAUGUCGAACGGCAUGGCAAAUGGGCCCUCCCAAAUGCCGCCCUGCUCUGAAGCGGGCUCGGGAGACAACAAUAGCGGCGAUAAUAUAUCCUGCCAGCCCGGUUCUAAAGCUUCAGUCUCGUCCGUAGGCGUGAAGAUCCCGGACGAGAACCUGACGCCGCAGCAGCGCGCACACCGCGAGGAGCAGCUCGCCACCAUCCGCAAGAUGCAGCAGAUCCUGUUCCCCGAGAGCGGCUCCAACCCCAACCAGCAGGACGGCCAGGGCCAGGAGAUCAACCCGCCCAACUCCAGCGCCAACAUGAACAUGCCCUACCCGCCCAUGUCCUCCCACGGGCCCAUGGUCUCCGGCCCCAACGGCCCCAUGGUGUCCAUGCAGAGCGGCAUGAAUUCAGGGCCGAGCUGCACCAUGGCGGGACCUAUGGGACCGAACGGGCCGAUGGGCGGGCCCAUGGGACCCGGCCCGAUGGGACCGAACGGCCCGAUGGGUGGGCCGAUGGGCAACAUGGGGUCGGGCAUGAACAUGGGUGGCCACGGUUCGAUGGGACCUAACGGCAUGAUGGGACCGAACGGGCCGAUCAUGUCGGGUAUGGGACCCAACGGGCCGAUGGGCCCUAUGGGGCCGUGCGGCAUGAAGGGCAUUAGGGGACCGUGUGGCGGGCCAGAUAUGAAAUCCGGCAUGUGUACAGAUAUGCAUAUGGGCAGAGGCUGCGGAGGUCCUAUGGGUCGUAUGCCGAAUCCUAUGGGCGGUAUGGGAGGUCCUAAACCGUGUAUGAUGGGUGGACCUCACAUGGGGCCUAGGAUGAUGCCUGGACCCAACUUAUCGGCUAUGAACGGCGGCAUGAUGAUGGAGAGCGGCAUGAUGGGCGGCAUGGUGCACGGGGACUGCGGGCCCGACCACCACGGCAUGUGCGACGACUACGGCCGGGGGAGGAAUUACAAAUUGCAGAUGGGCGGCAACGACCACAAGAACUCGCUGCGCAGUCCGAAGAGUCCUGCGCACGCGCACGCUGAUAUUGAUUGGCAGAAGUUACACCAUCAGUUCUUCGACGACAACAAGAGCAUGGACCCGGAAUUAAGUACACAAGUAAAAUCGCCGUGUUCAGAGCGCGGCGGUUGCCUGCCGCCGCCGCCCUAUGGAGCGUCACCUUUACACAGAUCUGCUUCAGUGCCUAUAGCAACACAAUCCCCGUCACAAGGCGGCAACUCGUCAGAAGCGCCGAGAGCGGGCUCAGCGCUCAGCAGCCCCGCGCACUGCAAGCCGCAGCACAAACACGACCCGCCAGAGAUAUUAGAGAAAUUGGACGACGGUGUGUUUGUUCGAACGCUCCAAUGUCUGGCAGCGCAGCGGCAGAAGAACCAACAGAGCAAGGAGCCAAGUUUGAUGCCCGUACCGUCGCCACAACAAAUAUCCUAUCUCAACCAGUUCGAAGGACAAGAGUUAACGAUACAAAAGCAGCCGAACACAUCGUUAAAAGACAACGGUCCGCCUUCAAACAGUGGAGGACAAACGCCUCAGUCAAAUUCGAAUCAAAAAUCACCUGCUGGUAUGAUGCCGGGCACGCCGGAGCCGCACGGCUCGCUAGCGGAGCAGCGCGCGGGCCGCUUCUCGCUCGAGCAGAGCCCCGGCUUCAACAACCCGCAGACGCCCACGUCCAAGUGUUCGCAGGAUGAGAAAUCCCGGCCGAGCCCGUCGUCGAACAGGUCGAACAGUGACAGCGCGUCGAAAACGCCGCAACGCGAGUCAGUUGCCCACAGCCAGGGGUACGCGGUGUCGUGCGCGAAGAGCAGCUGCGCGGUGACCACCAUGUCGCAGGCGCAUGCUGACGACACCAUGGCGUCUAGCACUGAGACGACGUUAUCAGGCGGUCCAAACAGCACGAGCCUACCGGGCCCGUUCCCGGGGCCCUGCAGUAUGAACAGGCCGGACAACAUUCCCAUCAACCCGAACCAGGGCCCCAACGGCCCCAUGACCGCCACGUCGUCGUUCGACCCGAUCUCAUCGUUAGCGCAGAUGUCGCAGCAGCUAACGAACACGGUCGGCGGGGGCCCCGGCUCCUCAGGCCCCAUGGGGCCCAACGGGUCUGGCAUGGGGCCCUUUGGGUCCGGGCCCCAUCACAUGCAACAUCACCAUUCUAUGCAUCCGCAUGGACACCCGCAUAUGAUGAUGAAUGAUUUGGGUUGCCAUAUGGAAGGCAUGGGUGGGCCAGGAUUAGGUGGUCCCAUGGAAGGAAUGAUGGGCGGUGGAGAUUUCCCACCAGAUAUGAACCUCAGUCCGAAGAUGGGUGGCGGACCUAUGGGAGGGCCGAUGGGGCCCAUGGGACCCGACUCGUCAAUGUUAGGGCCUCGCAUGUCAGGUGGCGGGAAAAUGCCUCCCUUCAACGGGGCAAACGUACAAGUCAAAGCGAGCGCACCGAACACGAUACAGUAUUUGCCCACGAGGCCGCAGAUGCCGUGCAACACGGGGCCCCGGGGGCCUCCCAGUCUAGAUUUCUUGCAGCGAGUCACGAAUCCGAUGCAAAUGGACAGCAGUAAAGGCGGCGUGCAAUACUUCCCGGGCGCGAGGGGCAUGGACAUGGAAGGCGGCAUGCGGGGCGUCAUGCGCGCGCCCGGGAUGCUGCGCAUGCCGCACUACCCGGCCGGCUUCAACUCGCCGCCCAAGAUGGCCGGCGACCCGUUCGGCGGGCCGGGCCCCAACCCCAUGUGCGGGCCCAACUUCCGCGGCGUCAAGGGCGGCAUGGGGCCCGGCAACGUGCGCAUGGGCGCCGCGCAGCCCCUGCCGCCGUCCAUGGGCGGGCCCAACCCGGGCUUCAAGGGGCAGGGCUUCGCGGUGCCGUCCACGGCGGACCCCAACUACGCGGCGCAGUUCCACAACUUCCAGCAGCAGCUGUACGCGACGGGCAGCCGCGCCGCGCAGCCGCACCAGGGCUACCCGCCCUACCAGCCGUCCAAGUGAUGACCGCCCGCCGGGCCGCCCGCCGCGCAGGCCGUCGGGCCGCCCGCCGGCCCGCCCGCCGCGCGACCGCCGCGCCAGCGCAGCUACGAUAUGGCCUGUUACUGUUGAGUUGGACGUUACUCCGACGGGAGUGUGCGGACGUACUUAAUUAUACCCCAGUGAACGAGAGAUCAAAUAUUUUCGUUAGCGAUUUUUUUAGUUGUUCUCGUAUUAUUGAGAUUCGGAAGGCGACGUUCGGAGAGUCGCGUUCCUCUAUUGCGUCUAUUAGCGUAUCGAUUUUGCGUAGUCUGUUCUAGAUUUCUGACUGAACGAGUUUUACGUUAGGCGGUGAGAUUUGUACAAAUUGUACAAAUUAAAGUGUUACACGUAGUAUACAUAAUUUAAAAAGUACAGGUUUAAGUAUAUUUUUGCUAAUGGCGAUAAUUUAUCAUUUUUAUAUGCAGAUAUGCCAGAAUUUCAGUGUAUCGGUUCCUUUACUUAGCUAUUUUAUAUAUGAUUCCUAUGCACGCAGAUAUCUAGUCAAUUUUGAAAUUAAUGCCCGACCCUGUGUUAUGUAUGUGUAACGAUUGAGUCCACGGUUUGGUCACUUACGAUGACACGGAAGUACAUAAUUAUUAUGUAACAAUAUUUUUGUCCAUUUUAGUUUUAGUUAUUUUAAUUAGGGAAAUUGGUUUUAAUUCUAAUGAUUUUUUUGGCUCAUUGGCCAGUAGCUCAUGGAACUGUUUAGUUCUUAGUGAAAAGUUUUAUUCCUUAUUUUUGAUCUGAUAGCAAUGGUUUCUGUCUUCCAUUUUCUAUAAAACGAUGCAUCAAAACAGGUCUCAAUGCAUUCUUUACACUCGCUGAACAAUUUUCAUUAGUCAUACUUUUUAAAGUACUUAAAAAUACUGAUGCCAUAUUAUUUGCCACAUUUUUCGUGAUAUAUUGAACUAUUUUAAUUUAUUGUUCUUCGAGCGAUAUUAUUUCCUGAAAACCGCAAUUUGUAUUUAAUAGAGGUGUUAGUUAGUUUAGGGAAGCACAUUGUGGAAACACACAGUGGCCUUUGACAAAAAUGCCUUUUUACGAAGCGUCGAACCCCGCACGUGCGGACGUGUUAGUAAAAAUUUCGCUCAACGGAUAAGUAUUUUAUUUCACCAAGGUGGAUGAACAGUGCAAUUUGUUUCAAUGAUAGUGCAUUCAGCCCCCCUAGACAAGUGGCUUUCUGUUAGCAUAAAGUUUGAUAGAAUAGAUUGUGAAUGUAUGAGAUUGACGUAAGCUGGAGAUACGUUUAUCUACAGCUUACGUCAAUCUCAUACAUUCGUUCGUCUAUUCUAUUGAACUUUACGCUAAUAGAAAGCCACUUGUCUAGCUGGUGAAUCAACUCCGUAUUAUAAAUGCACGUGUCACUAGUAAACAUUUCAAAGUUCAAACGCCUUUGUUGGAUAGUAUAUCUAUAUGUUUGUAAAAAAAUCGCUCACCGUAUGAGAUGUAUUUGAGAUUACGAAGGGCUAUAACACAAGCUCUCAAGGAAACACCCGCUAGAAAUUAGAUAGUUGUAAUUUAAAUGUAAUUAAUUAUUAUAAGGUAAAGAAUGGUUCUUGUUUUAGGAUAAGUGAAGAGCAAUGAUAUAGUUUGUGUAAUAUUAAAUAAGAAAUGAAAUUAAGAUGCAAACUAUUGGUUGUGAUUCUGACACAAUUUGUUAAGUUGUUCGUAGUUAUGUCACACAGAUUAUUAAAUGUGAAAACUUAUUGAUUUUUCUUGAUAAGGCCCUUUUUAUUUUUUUGAACAUUUUUUUUAUAUGUCGUUCUCGUUUGUACAUCACUAACAAUAACUGUACAGAGUACUUUUGGACUUAAUUUAAGGCAAUAAAUGUAUUUAUUUUAUAACUCGUGAUGUAAGAAUUUAUUCUUAAUUAUUAUAAAAAAAAUAUAUAAUAUGCUUGUAAA